Molecule: messenger RNA, 1505 nt
Organism: Drosophila nasuta
Lineage: Eukaryota; Metazoa; Arthropoda; Insecta; Diptera; Drosophilidae
Gene: Dera
Product: deoxyribose-phosphate aldolase
Exons: 3
Coding region: 123-1202 (359 amino acids)
Biological process (GO): carbohydrate catabolic process; deoxyribonucleotide catabolic process
Cellular component (GO): cytoplasm
Molecular function (GO): deoxyribose-phosphate aldolase activity
Source: RefSeq, a predicted model, not a curated record
UAAAUACGCAUAUACGCACGUUGUCGUUGCUGCGGUGUUGUCUGUGGGUGUGUGUGUUAUUUUUUUGUAUCUCCCAACUACCUGUGCCGAAACGUUCAUUUCUUAUCGUAAAACGCAACAAAAUGGAAGUCAAAGUCAAAGUAUUUUCGGUUAACAAAACCCUGCCCUAUGAUGCCUCGCUACUUCGGAUUAAUUUUUCACUGCCGCAAAUCAAUGAGAUUGCGUUGAACAUAUCGCAACGCUCCACAGUCUCUGGUAUCAAUGAGAUUGCCUAUGCAUUAAAAGCUUUAAUGUUGACGGAUCUGACCACAUUGGCUGGCGAUGAUACGGCCGCCAAUGUUCGACGACUUUGCGUCCGCGCCUGCCUCCCCUUCGAGCCGCAAUUCUUUGAAAAGUCCUUUGAGCGCACUCUCCUACCGGACAUCCAUUGUGCCGCUGUUUGCGUUUAUCCCGCUCGUGUUGCGGAUGCGUACAAGACGUUGCAACAGUAUGGCAAACUGGACGAAAUAUCGAUUGCUGCGGUGGCCACCGGAUUUCCAACUGGACAGUACGGUCUGCAGACGCGCCUGCAGGAGAUCAGCUACGCCAUUCUGGCCGGUGCCACAGAGAUUGAUAUUGUAAUCAAUCGGCAGUUGGCGCUCAUUGGCGACUGGGAAGGUGUCUACAAUGAGGUGGUGCUCAUGCGCAAUGCCUGCGGCGAACGCGCACAUCUAAAGACGAUUCUGGCCAUUGGCGAGCUGGGCUCCAUGGAGAAUGUCUAUAAGGCAUCUAUGGUGUGCAUGCUGGCUGGCGCUGACUUCAUCAAGACAUCCACGGGCAAGGAGGCGGUCAAUGCCACUCUGCCCGUUGGCCUGGUCAUGAUCUAUGCCAUACAAGAGUUCAAGCGACGCACUGGUCAAAUUGUGGGCUUAAAGCCAGCUGGAGGAGUGCGUACUGUGCGCGAUGCUAUUGCCUGGAUAACGCUGGUGAAGGAGACACUUGGCAUGCAUUGGCUGCAGCCUGAACUAUUCCGUUUUGGAGCAUCUGGUCUGCUCGACGAUAUUGAAAAAGGUGGUGCGCAAUGGCGUCGCGCAGCUGGAAAAGGCUUAAGUAAUACACAAUACACAACUUACAGUAAAAUUGGCAAUAUUAGAAUCAAAAAUACUCAACUUUUAAUAAACAAAAAACGUUUUUUUCUGACUGACUUACUAAAUGAACGGUAAAUUGCAGGGCUGCAAUUAAAAAAAAAAAAAAAAGGUACGGUAAGUGUUGCAGGGCUGCAACACAACACAACAAAUGUGCAUACAUAGCUCCUUUAAUUUCAUUGUACAUCUAAAAUGUCUGAAAAUUAACUUAACUUUAACUACGCAACAAACUUUACGGUUUUAAACUUUUCUAACUGACUGACUGACUUUAAAAAUGAACGCACAGCCUAAACGGUAAGAGCAACAAGGCUACAAUUUAAGCACAGCAUAGCUCUUCCAAUUGCAUCAUACAAUAAAACGGCAUUUCUCAAAACUGUCAAA